UUUUUUUUUUCUCAAACAGGUUGUUUAUUAUUUGUUUGUUAUUUCAUUGGUUAGCUAAGGUAGCUGAAUUAAAGUUUAUAGUUUGAAAUCAUUUAAGUUAUUGCCGCUUAGAAAUUACGUGAUUUGAAUAUUCAGAAAUGAUUUGUAUUUAUUUUCUUACAAUUUUGGUUUUAGCACAAUUUACUGGUCAAAUAUUUGCCUCUUCAAUCGUGGAUGAGAAAGGAUAUAUUGUUUAUUGUCCAUGUAUGGGAAGGUUUGGUAAUCAAGCAGACCAUUUUCUUGGUGCUUUGGGCUUCGCAAAGGGAUUGGGACGAACUUUAGUGCUCCCACCUUGGGUGGAAUACAGAUAUGGGGAGCCGAGAUCGAUUCAAGUUCCUUUUGACACUUAUUUUGAAGUUAAACCACUUCUGGAGUUUCACAGAGUUAUUACAAUGGAAGAUUUCAUGAAAGACAUUGCACCAACUCUCUGGCCUCCAGAGAAAAGAACCGUAUUCUGCUACACUGCUGCAAGAUCUGAAAAUAAAGGCUGCAAUGCAAAGGAGGGGAACCCCUUUGGACCAUUUUGGGACACAUUCAGCAUAGACUUUGCAGGUUCUGAGUUUUACAGCCCUCUACACUAUGACGUGCACAAUUCAAACAUGUCAGAGCAGUGGAAUGCCAAAUAUAAUCCUUCAGAAUGGCCGGUUCUAGCAUUUGCUGGAGCUCCUGCAAGUUUUCCUGUGCAGUUGGAGAAUAGAGAUUUGCACCGUUAUCUCAAGUGGAACACGGCUAUGAGCAAUGCAGCUAAUGAAUUCAUCAAGACCAAAAUGCCGAAGGGAGGUUUCAUUGGGAUACACCUUCGAAACGGCAUUGAUUGG
Homalodisca vitripennis (glassy-winged sharpshooter) is the source of this 857-nucleotide messenger RNA. RefSeq names its product GDP-fucose protein O-fucosyltransferase 1-like. The record is from RefSeq and is a predicted model, not a curated record. Gene Ontology annotation, molecular function: peptide-O-fucosyltransferase activity. NCBI's taxonomy places the organism in Eukaryota, Metazoa, Arthropoda, Insecta, Hemiptera, Cicadellidae. Gene Ontology annotation, biological process: Notch signaling pathway; protein O-linked glycosylation via fucose.